UUAUGAAUAAUAAAUCCUCUAAAGAGCUGGUCGGGAAGUGCAAAAUCCCUUUCUUCAUCAUAAAUACUCACACGAUAGAUUCCCAAGAAACUCUUCAAUAAAAGAGCUUUACUCCAUGAGAUCACAUACAGCUUCCACACACACUGAGAGAUAACCGAAUCGCGAGGGGACGAGAGAUGACAAGGAGAUCUGGGUCUUGUUUCCGGUGUUGUUUAGUAAUUUUGGCUGUGAUUUCAGCAUUGUGUGUAUCUGGGCCAGCUCUUUAUUGGAAGCUCAAACGGGGGUUUAAUUUGAAACCUGGUUCUUCGAUCCAUUGUACUCCAUGCGUCUGUGAUUGCCCUCCUCCGCUCUCCCUUCUCAAGCUCGCUCCUGGCUUGGUCAAUCUUUCUGUCACAGAUUGUGGGAAGGAUGAUCCAGAUCUCAAAGAAGAAAUGGAGAAACAAUUUGUGGAUUUACUAUCAGAAGAGCUUAAACUACAGAAAGCAGUAGGUGAAGAACACAUUCGCCAUAUGAACAUUACAUUUGGUGAAGCAAGAAGGGUUGCUUCCCAAUAUCAAAAAGAGGCUGAAAAAUGCAACACUGCAACUGAAACAUGCGAACAAGCAAGAGAACAAGCUGAGGCUCUCAUGAGACAAGAAAAAAAGAUCACUUCUUUAUGGGAGAGAAGAGCUAGAGAACUUGGUUGGGAAGGAGAAUAAUUUUUUUUACCAAUAUAUUUAUUCUUGUUUCCUAUUUAUGCAUUUUAGUUUGUGUUGUAUUACUGAUUAUAGGCAUAGUUCUAAUUAAAUAUUACUUUAGCUAUGUUUGAGCUUGCAUCAAGAAGACUCU
Messenger RNA from Lactuca virosa, 828 nucleotides. The record is from the annotation of a GenBank genome assembly. NCBI's taxonomy places the organism in Eukaryota, Viridiplantae, Streptophyta, Magnoliopsida, Asterales, Asteraceae.